This is a messenger RNA of Lactuca sativa (garden lettuce), 1587 nucleotides long. Its product is annotated as putative sodium/metabolite cotransporter BASS5, chloroplastic. Gene Ontology annotation, cellular component: membrane. Lineage: Eukaryota; Viridiplantae; Streptophyta; Magnoliopsida; Asterales; Asteraceae. The record is from RefSeq and is a predicted model, not a curated record.
UUGACCAUUUCAGACUUAGGAAAGAAAAUCUAGUUGAUUGUGAUUCACGACAAUGAUUCUCAGGAGCAGUGUCGCUCAGCUUCAUCAUCAUCAUCACCAGUCUAAUCAACCAUCUCGUGUUCUUCCGCGAAAAUCUUCUUCAGAAAACAAUCGCAUCAAGUUCCCAAUCUCUCCACACACCCUCUCUUUAUCCUACUCUGAUGUUCAAUUGAAACGUUGGGAUUCCAGAUUAGUGGUUCAUAGGCGUGUAUCUGGUGAGUUUUCUGAUGGGAUUAUCGAUCAGGAUGAACAUGAACCUCCAAAUUAUGCUCAAAUUUCACCUCAGAGACUUGAACACAAGACAUCUUUUGUGGAAAUUCCAAAGACAACCAACUCUUUAUUGCCUCAAGUAGUUCUUGCUAGCACAAUAUUGGUUCUUAUCUUUCCACCAUCUUACACAUGGUUCACUAGCAGGUAUUAUGCCCCGGCUUUAUGUUUCUUGAUGUUUGCAGUCGGGAUUUAUUCAAAUGAAAAAGAUUUUGUUGAAGCUUUCAAUAGACCACAAGCUUUUUUCGCACGUUAUCUUGCCCAAUUUGUUCAAAAACCAUUCAUUGGUUAUCUUUUUGGAACAUUAUUCAUGACAAUCUGUGGCUUUCCAACUUCCUUAGGUGCUGGGAUUAUGCUAACUACUUGCGUUAGUGGGGCCCAACUCUCGAAUUACGCCACUUUUCUAAUGGACCCCACAAUGGCUCCACUAAGCAUUGUUGCCACCUCAUUAUCUACUGCUAUUUCUAUUUCUGUGACCCCACUUUUAUCACUUUUACUGAUCGGAGAGAAAUCGCCUGUUGAUCUCAAACAAAUGGUUUCCAAUAUUUUGAAGAUUGUAAUUUCACCUCUUGCUGUUGGCUUGCUUCUUAACCGGUUUUUGCCAAGAAUGUGUAGCAACAUUCGACCUUUUUUACCUCCUUUAUCGAUUCUAGUGAGUUCAAUAUGUAUGGUGGCUCCUAUUGCUGCUAACAUAAACUCUGUUUCAUCUACUUUUUUGAUAAAAGUUUUUGUGCUUGUUACUGGGCUUCAUAUCUCAGCAUUUGUCCUCUCAAAUGCAUUUUUAAUCGCAUUGUUUUCCACAAUUCACUUGAUGUCAAACUACUUCAGAGACAACUUUCUUACAAAACAGGCAUGAACCAAGGGGUAUUUAACAAAGUGUAGGAGGAAACUUAGUUAACUCUACACGUUUAAGGUGGUGGUAGUGGAGGGAAAGGGAAGAAGGGGGUGGAGCUAGGCUUGACAAUCGUGUCGUGUUCAAGUUGGCGUGUCGCGGGUUGGCAGGUUGGUGGGUCAAAAUAUGUCAACCCAAACACGACCCAUUUAAAUAUACAGGUCACGGGUUAGCGGGUUUGGAACAUAAACCCAUAUAUGACCCGCCAACCCAUUUAUUUAUACGGGUUUACAGGUUGGUGGGUUUGUGGGUCAGAAUUUUAGACAUUUAAGUCUUAAACAUCCAAAUGAAAAUUAAAAACAUUCAUAGAAAUAUGUUACAGACUUAGCCUUAUAGGUCACGACUUACGAAUCAAUGGUAUAUAUUAUAUAAUACUUAUUAAAUAUUAA